Messenger RNA from Capronia coronata CBS 617.96, 933 nucleotides. RefSeq lists its product as uncharacterized. The record is from RefSeq and is a predicted model, not a curated record. Bases 1 to 933 code for a protein of 310 amino acids. Lineage: Eukaryota; Fungi; Ascomycota; Eurotiomycetes; Chaetothyriales; Herpotrichiellaceae. The transcript has a single exon.
AUGCUCGUCCUCACAGGCACAACAGGCCAUCUUGGCUCGCGGGUGCUCGAGGCAAUUCUCCGCCUCCAACUGAUCCCAGCGUCCGAACUCAUCAUCUCCUCCAGCAACCCCAGCCAAGUAUCGUCGGCGGCCCGGGACGCCGGGAUAGAGAUUCGCCAUGGCGACUUCACGUCUCCCGAGUCACUAGCCACGUCGUUCCAGGGCGCCGAUGCUUUGUUUUUGGUGUCGUUCCCCUCGCCCAGCGUGGAGCGCUGGCUACACCACCGAUCGGCCAUCGACGCGGCCCAAGCGGUUGGGAUCAAGACGAUCAUCUACACGGGGCUCAUGUUCGGCGGGGAAACGGGCAUGCAGAGCGAGGCGGGCGUGCAGAAAGCGCACAUCAAGACGGUCGACUACCUGAGACAGUCACAGCAGAGCGGGCGACUACAGUACGUGGUGGUACGCGAAGGGAUCUACGCCGAGAGCUGGUGGUUGUAUGCCGGGUACCAGCCGCGGAAAUAUCGGAGGGGCGAUUCCAGCGAGAUCCGCUUCGUCAUCCCCAACGACGGGCCGGUCGCGUGGGUGUCGUGGGACGACCUGGGCGAGGCGACGGCCAGGAUCCUGCAGCAGUAUCCGAGAUAUCUCGGGCAGACGCUCAACUUAACGGGGCCCAGGACGGCUACGUUGACGGACGUUGCGAAGUUGGUGGAGCGGUAUACGGGGCGAAAGGUCACGGUCGAGAUUGUGGGCAGAGACGAGGCGGAGAGGUAUCAUAAAUAUGAGAAGAAGAGUUUGCCGGAAGACAGUUUCUGGGCCAUUGAGAGUUGGGCGGGUUGGCAUGAUGCCAUUGCGAAGGGUGAGACGGCCACGGUUGAUCCGUUGAUAGGCGAGAUGUUGGGGAGACAGCCGAGAGGGAUGGAGGAGAUGGCAGAGACGUUGUUCACACCAGAGUAG